AUGAGUACCUUAAAAGUUCUAUUAAUUAUCGCCUGCUUUGGGUACGCAUUUGCAAAAAAUAUACAGCAUCACAAAAUUUCUAUGGUAUCCACGAGUGACAGCAACAAGGCUGCUAUCUUCACGCACGCAGAGAGUCCAGUGUGGGACGACCACUCGCAGUCGCUUUACUUCGUCGACGCGCUCCAGCAGAAUGUCCACAGACUAGAUUAUUUCACUGGAAAGAUAUACACUAAGCAUAUUGGCUACGGUCAAGUCAACGUAAUAUCUCUAGUAGAGGGUUCAAAUCGCUUGUUGGUAGCCGUACGCGCCGCUUUACACUUUUUGGAUUGGAACGUAGCCGGAGACGCAGCGCUUCGGUUACUCACCACAUUUGACGAAGGUCUACCUGAUAAUCUGAUCAAUGAAGGGAAAGCGGACUCUAAUGGAAGAUUCUGGGCAGGUACAAAAGGACCUCAGUCUGGUGACGACGUGCUCCCAGAUAAGGCGACAUUUUACAGCAUUAGCCAGCAAACUUUCAAAAACCCCCAGAUACAGCUUCGACCUGUGUCCAUCUCCAAUGGUCUUACGUGGUCUCUCAACAAUAGUGUUAUGUAUUAUAUCGACUCGCCGACGCAGAAGAUAGAGGCUUUUGACUUCGAUCCGAUUAAUGGCGAAAUAAGUGGAAGAAGGACUGUUAUAGAUAUAUCUGAAUAUGGGUACGAAGAUGCAAUUCCUGAUGGAAUGACUAUAGACAGUCGAGGACAUCUAUGGGUCGCUAUCAUGUUUGGCGGUUCGGUACUACACAUAGAUCCUGAUAGUCGAACAAUUGUUUACGCAUACAAGCUGCCGGUCACUCGGGUCACCUCUGUGUGUUGGGGCGGACCCAAUUUGGAUGAAUUAUUUGUUACCACUUCGAAAUCACAUUCAAAAGAACCGUUGAGUGGAGCCAUAUUUACGAUUAGAGAAACAGGGAGCUAUGGCGUUCCUAUGUAUCGUUUUCGAUUUGACAAUGCUAAUGACUACUAAUAAUAUAUACUCGUAUACUAGCUGACCUCGCGAACUGUUAAAUGCGUAAAGUUUAAGUAC
This is a messenger RNA of Melitaea cinxia (Glanville fritillary), 1065 nucleotides long. RefSeq names its product regucalcin-like. Gene Ontology annotation, biological process: L-ascorbic acid biosynthetic process. The record is from RefSeq and is a predicted model, not a curated record. Lineage: Eukaryota; Metazoa; Arthropoda; Insecta; Lepidoptera; Nymphalidae. The transcript has 6 exons. Gene Ontology annotation, molecular function: gluconolactonase activity; calcium ion binding. Bases 1 to 1005 code for a protein of 334 amino acids.